AUGUCGGCGAACGAGCACGUGCUGGCGCUGCUGCGCUCAGCGAACAAGCCGUUCAGCGUCCAGUCGGCGGUGGACAAUUUGCAAGCCCAGGGAAUCAAGAAAGCGAUGGCGACGAGGGCGCUGGAGGAGCUCGUCAAAGACGGCCACGUGCAGACCAAGGAGUUCGGCGCGCGGGCGUUCGCGCUCUACUGGCUGAGGCAGGACGACCUGGAGACGAUGGACGCGGAGGAGCUGCGGAAGACGCAGGCGGAGAACGAGAGCCUGCGCGCAGAGCUCGAUGACGCGUCCGCGGCGGCUCGUGCGGCGCAGGCGAGGCUCGGCGCUCUCAAGGCAGCUAGGCCGCUGGCGGAGCUCCGCGAGCAGGUCAAGGCUCUCAAAGACGAGAACGCGAAGGCGGAAGCGAAGCUCAAGGCCAUGAGGGGCGCGGCGGCGGCGGAGCGGGUCACCGCUGCUUCGCGCGACAAGGUCGUGGCCAAGCUGGCAAAGGGCGUGGCUGCGUGGCGCAAGCGCAAGCGUAUGUUUCGGAACAUCUUCGAUACGGUCAUGGAGGGGCUCGAGGGCAAGAAGGCGAAGGAUGUCCUCGAGGACGUCGGCGUGGAGACGGACGAGGCGGCCAAAGCGGACCUGAGUAAGUACGAGGAGGUUGCGCAGCGGCACCCGCCCACGGAGGCGAACGGGAGGGCCGCGGCGGGCGCGGGGGGGUUCAAGCGGAGGAAGCUCGUGGUGGCGUGA
Molecule: messenger RNA, 732 nt
Organism: Pedinophyceae sp. YPF-701
Lineage: Eukaryota; Viridiplantae; Chlorophyta; Pedinophyceae
Source: the annotation of a GenBank genome assembly